This is a messenger RNA of Rhea pennata, 1358 nucleotides long. It is a transcript of the gene EFNA1, whose product is annotated as ephrin A1. Lineage: Eukaryota; Metazoa; Chordata; Aves; Rheiformes; Rheidae. Gene Ontology annotation, molecular function: ephrin receptor binding. The transcript is spliced from 5 exons. Gene Ontology annotation, cellular component: plasma membrane. The coding region runs from base 16 to 654 and encodes 212 amino acids. Gene Ontology annotation, biological process: ephrin receptor signaling pathway; axon guidance. The record is from RefSeq and is a predicted model, not a curated record.
AGCCCCGCGGAGCGCAUGGAGCGGCUGCGGCUGCCGCUGCCCCUGCUGGGGCUGCCGCUGCUGGCGCUGUGCUGGGCGGCGGCGGCCGAGCGCCACACCGUCUUCUGGAACAGCUCCAACGCCAAGUUCCUGCGGAGUGACUACACGGUGGAGGUGCGCCUCAAUGACUACCUGGACAUCAUCUGCCCACACUACGAGGAGGGCAGCGUGGCAUCCCAUGCCAUGGAGCGCUACACGCUCUACCUGGUGGAGCAGGAUGAGUACGUGGCCUGCAAGCCUCGCUCCAAGGAGCAGAUCCGCUGGGAGUGCAACAAGCCCAGUGCGCUGCACGGCCCUGAGAAGUUCUCGGAGAAGUUCCAGCGCUUCACCCCCUUCACCCUGGGCAAGGAGUUCAAGGAGGGACACAGCUACUACUACAUCUCCAAGCCGAUUCACCACCAUGGCGAAACCUGCCUCAAGCUGAAGGUGACAGUGGCCGGCAAAGCCACCCAGGCACCGCCUGUCCCAGCCGUGACGCAGAAGGGGAGGAUCCAGGCAGAUGAUGCGGCCGCCCAUGUGCUGCGGAGCGUGGGGCAGAACUCAGCCAUGCGGGGCAGCAGCCCCCUCGCCUUCAUCAGCCUCCUGCUGCCGCUCCUGGUGCCACAGGGGCUGUGAUCUGCGGUGCACAGACCAAGCCAUGCCCAGACUGUCAACAGCCCACGGGCGCCUGCCCGCUUUGUCCUGCUCGUGCACCCCAUGGCACUUGGCCCUGGCCGCAUCCUGCCAAACCGAGGACUUGUCAGUAUUAGGGGGCCCCUGAAGGUGCACUGAGCCUGCAAAGCCCAUGAGGAGCCACACGGUGCCCUGCCUAUGUGGGAAGGGGGCUCUCAGCAGCCAAAGACUGGCCCCAAGCAGAGGACUGGAUGGGUUAGGGGGCUGGCACCCCCAGCCACAGGCGCUGAGCACCCUGUCCCUGCACACCACUGGCUUGCAUCACAGCAUGUCCUGCAGGCAGGGACACAGCGCUGGCCUCGCGAGCAGCCUGGCUGCAGGACUGGGAGCACGAUGUGGAGCAGCAGCCCUGUAAAUGUCGGAGAUGCCAGGCAGCUAGCAGAGCGGGGAAGCGGGAGCUGACCCCCUUCCCGCAGCACGGAGCACUACUGCCCUGCAGGCCCCCGCCUGCACCCCACGACAUCUCUGCGGGGCUGGUGCUGGCCUCUGCCCUGUGGGUCUCGGAUCCUGUGUCCCCGUGCCGGAGGGGCAAGUACCCCAGCACGGGGCCAGUGUGGGGCAUUUUGACUGCCUCGCUAUUUGUACAGCUUUCUAACACUGGAAUUUUUAUACGUUUGUCUUGAAUAAAUAACUGAGCUGAUGCUGUA